GUUUGGUAGAGUUCAAAUCAAUUUGAAGAUUUUAAACUUCACAUAUCACCACGUUCAAUGAAUGGCUUGCAUUCCUGUGAAUGGUUUCAUUGCUUCAUAAAUCAACCACCGUUGGCACGAAGCGGACGUUGAGCACGAGACCGGACGUGCGAUGGACGCCGGAGACGAGACGGACGGAGCCACCGGCACGCAGUGGACAACGGCGGCGGCCGUGGAAACGUUUGUCGCCCACUGUCUUGGCUGCCUGCCGCAGGAGGAGGAAACGGGCGGCCGCACCAACUGGACCUGGACCGUUCACGACGGCGGCGUGGAGAGGAGGGCCGGUCGAGGGCCCAACUUUACCGCCUCCCAGUACGAAACGCUCGACGCCCAGGAGGACUUUCCCCGGUACGAGAUCGACCCGGCCUAUCAGCUGCGCUACAGCAUCCUCGGCACGGUUCUGCUGACGGUGGCGUACGCGCUCGUGUUUAUCGUCGGCCUGCUGGGGAACAUCUCGGUCGUGAUCGUGGUGAAGAAAAGCACCAUGAUGCGAUCGCCCACAAACCGAUUCAUCGUCAAUCUGGCGUAUGCUGAUUUAUUGGUCAAUUUUCUCUGCCUACCGUUCACGCUGAUCGGCAACCUCUACCCAGCCUGGAUACUGGGGGUGUUCUUCUGCAAGGGCGUUUCUUAUCUGCAGGGCGUUUCCGUGUCCGCUUCCGUCAACACGCUGAUGGCAAUCUCCAUCGAACGCUGCUGCGCGAUAUCGUUCCCCAUCUCGGGCACCAUCACCACCAGACAGUAUCGACUGAUCGUGUCCAUCAUCUGGUUUAUAGCGUUAAGCAUCAACCUGCCCUGGCUGUUCGUCUUUACGCUGCGACCCAUCGGCAUACCGGGCAGCAUAGCGCAGAUCUGCACCGAGCUGUGGCCGACGCCGGCAUCGGAAAGUUGGUACUUCCUGUUCGCCAACCUGUUCUUCUGCUACCUCGGUCCGCUGAUUGUGAUAUCCAUUUGCUAUGUCAUCAUCUGGAAGAACGUGGCCUACCGGAACCUACCGCGGGAGAUGAUAAUCAACCGCAAGAACGACGUCUUCAACCGGAGUAAGGUGAAGGUGAUCAAGAUGGUGUUUGUGGUUAUUAUCACGUUCGCCAUCUCCUGGCUGCCGCUGUAUGCCAUAUUUUGCUUCGUCAAAUUUGCCGGAGAUUUAGUGUACGAUGAUGCAGUACAAUCGUUCAUUUUAACCAUUCUGCCCGUCGCCCAAUGGUUGGGAGCCUCAAACUCGUGCAUCAAUCCCAUCCUGUACGCCUUUAUGAAUCGGAAGUUUCGGGCCGGAUUCAAGAAGCUUUUCCACAGCUGCUGCACGGCGGAGGAGGACGACUGGGAUCUACCGACGACGGUUGGCCGGCUGGAGGAGAAGGAUGUGUACCUGCGGCGUGUUCGAUCGUUUUGCAACGGCAAACAGCAUCAUGCCCUGCUGCACUACGGGAAGGAGCCUUGCACGACGCUACGGGUUCCACUUUCGGCUCCCGUCAACGGGACGACUCAGCAGUAACGGGAACACGGAAAUUGCCGACAGCUUGCUGCUUUCUGGAACGUUUGUUGAUGUUCGAGGGCGGGUUUGAAUUUUUUUUUUUUUUUUGAUAAUGUCGGAAUUUAAACGAGAAUUAGGGGUGAAUUUACACAACCAAAAAAUCGAAAUGGAUAUUUAGUUUCAAGAAAAUAUUAGCUAACGUAAAACGUACUUACAUAUUUAAAGAGAAAUUAAACAAAUAUAUACCGCGGAAUUUAAUUGGGGCGUGUUAGACACAUAAGUCUGGCACCAUUCAGGAAACAGCAUUAUUAACGCUCAUAUUUACGCAAACUUUUGAAGUUGGCCUCUGUAUCAGAUGUAUUUUCAUAUAACUAAUUGUU
Molecule: messenger RNA, 1887 nt
Organism: Anopheles coustani
Lineage: Eukaryota; Metazoa; Arthropoda; Insecta; Diptera; Culicidae
Product: neuropeptide SIFamide receptor-like
Exons: 8
Coding region: 152-1528 (458 amino acids)
Biological process (GO): G protein-coupled receptor signaling pathway
Cellular component (GO): membrane
Molecular function (GO): peptide binding; neuropeptide Y receptor activity
Source: RefSeq, a predicted model, not a curated record